Molecule: messenger RNA, 1099 nt
Organism: Lotus japonicus
Lineage: Eukaryota; Viridiplantae; Streptophyta; Magnoliopsida; Fabales; Fabaceae
Exons: 2
Coding region: 164-955 (263 amino acids)
Cellular component (GO): ribonucleoprotein complex
Molecular function (GO): RNA binding
Source: RefSeq, a predicted model, not a curated record
CAAAAAUCGAGAAACAGAAAAAUCAAGCGUGUGUUGUGUUUGUGUACGAGAAUACGGAGACGGAACCAGCUUUGGAGCAAACCACAUCGUUGUUGUUGGACUCACCACAAAACCUUGCUCCCUCUCAAUCACUCCACCACCAUCUAUUUCUUCUUCUUCUACAAUGUUCUACAGAGGUAAAUUUGCUGAUGGUGGAGAUGGACGUGAAAUGGCUUCUAAACGCCAGCGGACUGUAGAUCCAGGAUCUUCAUUCUAUGGAACUUCCCCUGGUUCCAGUUUUCUGUACAAUCCAUCUCCCUAUGGAUAUGUUAGCCAACCUCCUCCUCCUCCACCUUUCCCUGUUGUUCGUCUGCGCGGCCUUCCCUUUGAUUGUACUGAAACUGAUGUGGCUGAGUUCUUCCAUGGUCUAGACAUAGUUGAUGUUCUUUUUGUUCACAAAAGCGGCAAGUUCACUGGGGAGGGCUUCUGUGUUCUGGGGUAUCCUCUUCAAGUUGACUUUGCUCUUCAAAGAAACAGGCAGAACAUGGGUAGAAGAUAUGUUGAGGUUUUCAGAAGUAAGAGGCAGGAAUACUACAAGGCAAUUGCAAAUGAGGUUUCAGAUGCCCGAGGUGGUUCACCACCACCUCGUCGAAGUGCUUCUCGGGCUAAAUCGUAUGAUGAAGGAAAAGAGUCAGCAGAGCACACUGGGGUGUUGCGACUGAGGGGAUUGCCAUUUUCUGCAAGUAAGGAUGACAUUCUGGACUUCUUCAAGGAUUUUGCGCUAUCAGAGGAUUCUAUUCAUAUUGUGAUGAAUUCAGAGGGUAGACCUUCUGGGGAAGCUUAUGUGGAAUUCGUAGAUGCUGAAGAUUCGAAAGCAGCAAUGGCGAAAGAUAGGAUGACACUUGGGAGUCGCUACAUAGAGCUAUUUCCUUCAUCACACAAUGAGAUGGAAGAUGCAGGUUCAAGAAGACGGUGAUUCCUUGGUGGGCUCUUUCAUGUACUCUUCUGUAGACAUAUAAUUGUAAGCUUGCUCUCAUAGUUAAGAUUUUACUCGAGGAGUUAUUUUGUGACUUUAUUUGUUUUAGAAUCAAUAUAUGCUUUUUAAUAUGCAGAUAAGAAA